Lactuca saligna is the source of this 1485-nucleotide messenger RNA. The record is from the annotation of a GenBank genome assembly. Lineage: Eukaryota; Viridiplantae; Streptophyta; Magnoliopsida; Asterales; Asteraceae.
AUGGGCGGCCUUCAUGUAAUUCUACUCUUGAUUUGCAUCACUCAUCUCUUUGCUAUUAUUGGCGAAGCUGUUACUCCUAGAGAAACACUUGAGAUAAUCAUAGGUGGUGCUGCUGCGUCUCCAUCGCCACCACCGCCGGAAUAUCAAGAUUGCCCUCCUCCACCUCCCCCUCCGUGUCCACCAACACCACCUCCACCUCCACCAUCACCAAGUCCACAAUCACCACCAACACCAACACCACCUCCACCUCCACCAUCACCAAGUCCACAAUCACCACCAACACCAACACCACCACCACCUCCACCAUCACCAAGUCCACAAUCACCACCAACACCAACACCACCACCACCUCCACCAUCACCAAGUCCACAAUCACCACCAACACCAACACCAUCUCCACUUCCACCAUCACCAAGUCCACAAUCAUCAGUGGUUUCGAGAGCGAGCUACUACGAGGAUACUAUGACUGAUUACAAAGGGUUCAUUUGCGACACUGUACCGGAUGUUAAACAAAAGACCAUCUCCGGCGUCAACCUCAACAACAGGAAUUUGUAUGGCCCAGAUCUAACCCUCAAUGAAUUCCUAAGCGGUUUAAAAGACCUCGCGUUUUUCCAUGCAAAUUCCAAUAACUUCACAGGCACCAUACCCACCGAUAUAGGCACACUCCGCUACUUAUAUGAGCUCGACCUCAGUAACAACAAUUUAUCCGGCAACUUCCCCAACCAAGUCCUCCAAGCCACCAAGUUAGUAUUCCUUGACCUCAGGUUCAAUGCCUUUUUUGGCGUUGUUCCUCCACAAGUCUUCCUUCUCGGCCUCGACUUGCUCUUCAUCAACAACAACAAUUUCGAGCAAACACUCCCGGAAAACCUUGGCUCCACGCCGGCGCUUUAUCUCACCCUGGCUAACAACAAAUUCGUCGGUGGAAUCCCUCGGAGCAUUGGUCAAGCUUCCAACACCCUACUGGAGGUUCUUUUCUUGAACAACCAGCUAACCGGUUGUUUGCCAUAUGAAAUCGGACUUUUGAAGAAAUCCACCGUGUUAGACGUUGGAUUCAACCAGUUAACUGGUCCACUCCCAUACUCGCUUCAGUGCUUAGAGAAAAUGGAGCUUCUGAACUUGGCUAACAAUAAGUUCUACAACGGAGUUCCGGAGCCGUUAUGCAACCUAACGGAACUGACGAAUUUCACUGCAUCGUAUAAUUAUUUCACUUGGGUUGGGCCCAAGUGUCGGGAACUGAUCAACAAAGGUGUUCUUGAUGUGAAGAUGAACUGCAUUUUUUAUCUCCCGAAUCAGAGAUCGAAAGCCGAUUGUGCUCAAUUCUUCUUGAAUCCUCCUUCUUGCGCUUAUGAAAAAUCUUUCAGAUAUGUACCUUGCUCCAAAGUGUAUUCUGGUAAUCAGUUGGAGGCGUCCAACAUUCAAUGGGAUACUCCAUCGCCGGCACCGGCUCCUCUAAUGCGAAGUUAUGGUGCACUUUCGCAACAUUAA